GUCAUGUACAGAACCUCCAUUCUUUGUCAGAAAUUUCCAGUUCAAAGAGUCCAGAAAGUCCACGCAUUUUUAUCAUGGGAUCUUGCCCGCGGAUCCAUCCGCAUAGUCCAUCUCCUUCGUUCUUCAUUUACUCCAACAUCUCGCCGUCAUCUCUCACUACAUCUCGAGACCCUAGUGGCCAUGGCGAAGUAUGGCCAGGGCGACAAGAGAUGGAUCGUGACCGAACGAUCGGACGGCAGGAAUGUCCAUAACUGGCACUGGGUGGAACGCGAUUGCCUCGAGUGGUCUCGCACAUUUCUCUCAUCUGUCCUCUCCGACCUCACCAUCCUUGAAGGCGAUGGUGGCAUUUUCAUUCGCACCAAAACUCUCGACAAACUCGAAGGUGAGGCCUAUGUUAAUGUCAGGAAGGGAAAGGCCAUCCCCGGCUAUGAGCUCUCCAUCUCUCUCUCUUUCGAGGCAGAGACCCGAAGUGACUCCGAUAGCAGAGAAGGUGGCGCCGCGCAGCUUUUACGCAUUACGGGAUCCGUCGAGGUCCCUUACCUCGCUGAUGAGAACGCUGGUGAGGACCCCGAGCUCAAAAUCGUUAUUCGUGAUGGCGAUGGCGACGGCCCGAUCGGCCGCAUGAUCAAGGAAGCCUUUAUUGCCAAGGGAAAGCCGGUGAUUCUUGACAAAAUUCGGUCCUACGUGCAGGCUAUGUCGAAGGGUGGCCCGGCCAAGAACGAGCUAGAGCUUAGAAAAGCUCCUUUAGCCUCCGAGAAGCCACAAUUGGCUACUGCAGUGGCAGGAAAUCCUGCAACAGGUGCCCCAGCAAGUCAGCUAGCUGCGGGAAACGCUGGAAAGAAGGAGAAUAGUGAAAAAGAGGGGUUCAAGACUAUCACGAUGACUGAGAGGUUUAGAUGCAGGGCGAGGGAUGUUUACGAGAUGCUUAUGGAUGAGAACAGGUGGAAAGGGUUUACGCAUAGUAACGCAAGGAUUAACAAGGAAAUUGGGGGUCAGUUUAGCCUUAUUGAUGGCUCAAUCACUGGGGUAAACGAAGAGUUGCAGGAAGGGAAACUAAUUGUGCAGAAAUGGAGAUUCAGUAGCUGGGCUGAUGGGAUCCAUUCCACGGUUAGGCUUGAUUUUGAUGAACCAGAGCCUGGUGUCGCCGUUGUAAAACUGACUCAGAAUGGUGUUCCUGAACAGGAUAGGUUUGGAUAUUCUACAGUUGACACUACUGAGAGGGGGUGGAGAGAGCUGAUCUUUCACCAGAUAAGAGCACUCUUUGGCUUUGGAAUUUAAGUUAUCGUCAAAUAAUUAUUCUCUUUUUUUAUUUCAAUUUUUUUUUAGUGUAGAUUUUAUGAUAAUAACGCGAUUACGUAUGGAAAUGAAAUGUACGUGGCUUGUUGAGUUUCAGCUUCGUGGUGCUUGUUGGUGUGGCAAAUGUCUCCAUGUAACUUUUAUGAACCGGAGGAUAAAACAAAAAUCAAAAGUGAAAGUUUGUUUGAAUUUGUUA
This is a messenger RNA of Dendrobium catenatum, 1492 nucleotides long. Its product is annotated as activator of 90 kDa heat shock protein ATPase homolog. Lineage: Eukaryota; Viridiplantae; Streptophyta; Magnoliopsida; Asparagales; Orchidaceae. Gene Ontology annotation, cellular component: cytosol. The record is from RefSeq and is a predicted model, not a curated record. Gene Ontology annotation, molecular function: protein-folding chaperone binding; ATPase activator activity. Gene Ontology annotation, biological process: positive regulation of ATP-dependent activity; protein folding. Bases 4 to 1278 code for a protein of 424 amino acids. The transcript has 3 exons.